AUGAGUAAGUAUAGUAUAUUAAAUAUUAGGGGGUCAUUUACAGAGAAGAUAAUGUACAAAAUACAAUAAUUGAUGGGUCUAUAUUUGGACUUAAUGACAACAGCACCAAAAGUGGAAUUGACAGAAAAUUUAUUUAGAGCUACCAUAAUAUUUUAAUUUAUGUUCCGUCUUCACUAUUUAUUACCAGAGGAUGGAUGGGGAAUAUGGAAUUACGAGGAUUUUAAGAUCAAAAUCCCCUAAUAAAUACUAUCAACGAUAUUUUAGCAAAAUGCAAUUUUACUCAAAGUAAUUCUCAUCAUUUUGAAUGGUUGUUGCUUAUUGAUGAGUUUUAUGCGAAUUAAAUUGAUGUACUAUUAUAACAAUGUAACUUGGCAUAUCUUUUUUAUGCCUCAGGUCUCAAUAUUGAUAGAUUUUGAAUCAAAUCCAAGCCUUUCAACAAUAGCAAUUAUUUUGCUGCUAAUUCAAUCUUUCAUUAAUUUAUACUUCAACAGAGCAACAAAAUUCUUACACAACAAUCCAUUUAUAAGGAAGUAUACCAACCUUACUCUUGUGUCUAUAGCUAUUGAUACUCUCUGCUAUAUGAACUUUCAAUUUUAUUUGAUUAGAUUGAUAUUACUUCAUUUUUCAACAAUAGUGUAAAUAGUUGAUGUCUACUCAUUUCAUCCCUACAAACCCAAACUUAAUUCAUUUGUGUUUUAAAGUGCAGUAUUACAAUACACUCUCAUUUUCAUCACAACAAUAUCAAUCAUCCAGUAAUCAGAAAAUAAUUUAUUUUAUUCAUAUUUUCUAUUUGGUUCAUUUUCAGUGGCGUUAUCCUAAAUAAUAAUUGAAAAAAGCUCCAAAAAGUAGACAUUUGAUUAAUACUUUGUUUUAGUCCAGAGUUAAUCAUUAUAUCUGGCAUCAAACAUAUAGAAGGCGAUCAUGAUUAGUUAACAUAGAUAAAAUUGCAAAUUCAAACAUGAAAGCAACGUAAUUGAAACCAUUAUUUGUAUACUUGACAACUCAAUCAAAAGAAACAAAUAAGUCAAAUUAGAUUAUGAAAUUUUGGAGUUGGCGUUAAUUAAUUUCCUAUCCUUAUAAAAAGCUGCAUUAACAGCCUUUUGUAGAUUAAAAAUGUACUAUAAUGCAGUAGAUGAUCAUACAAUAUAUUUUUAAAUAUGCUUUCCGAACAUCGAUAAGAAAUUAUGGAAGAGAGUUAGAGAUGUUUAAAAUAGAAUUACUAAAUAGAUCAGAUCAACUUCAUAUUAUGAUGAGAAGGAUCUAAAGACAAAAGAUAUUUAUGUUGCAUGUUUGAUGAGGGAUUAAUUUUAUCCCAAAAUCAUAGAGGUAUUGAAUAAGAAGCUUGAAUAUUGGAAUUAGUUAUUGUCAGAUCUUGCCAAUUACGAAAGACUCUUUGAACAUACCAUAAAAUGUAGCUAAGUGGUACAUAAUUUCAAUAUCUUUCUUUAAAAUCUAUUCUCAUAAGAUUUGGAUGAAGUCUAGAAUGUUAAGACUGUUAUAGAAUUGAAAAUGUUAGAAAUUUAUUUUUGUGUGGUUAGAAACGAUUAGGUUUAGGCCACUAAAAUGCAGAAACUUAUCAUUGAGAUGCUGAGACAGGAAACCCAACAGGAUGGAAAGCUAUUAAAUUGUAGCAUUCUGGAAAACAAAGUUGUCUUAUUGUACACUAGUAUAGUUAAAGCAUAAGGGUUCAUAAUUAAGAGCAAUAGCGAUCAAUUAGCUAAGUUUUGGGGAUAUGAAAGUGAAUUAGAUUUCCAUGAUAUCAAGCAUAUCAACCAGCUGAUGCCAAACUUCUGUGCUUCUGUCCAUGAUUAAUACAUAGAGAGAUCUCAAAUUUUAGGUCAUAGCAUUCUCUUUGGGAAGUGCAGAACUAUAUUUCUUAAAGAUAAAUAUGAUUUACUCAUUCCUGCCAGCAUUACUAUUGAUAACUUCUUCAUCAGCUAUGAUGAUUAUGUCAUCACUGCAGCCUUUGCUAAAAAUAAAGAGACAUCCUUAUAUAUUCUAUUUGAUUGCAAAGGGAAAAUACUGGGAGUCACUCAAUUGAUGUAUAAAGUAUUUCAUACAAUUGAUUCAACGGUUACUCCAGAAUUAUUGAAUACAGGAUAUAUAUUUCAGAUUAUUCCAAACAUCUUCUAUCUAAUUAAUAAUCAUACAAAUGCAGAAUUUGAUAACCUGCUAUAUGAAGAGAGGAUUCAUUUAACUAUUGGUAAUCCUAUUAAAUAGUAGUUCGAUAAAUAAAUAAAUUUAUCUAAACACAAGGGAUAUUAUGAUGACUUAUGGACUCUGUAUGAAGAUACUAAAAAUCAUAAAACUGAGUUGUUUCUUUAGGAGUAUUAAGAUGCUUGUAAGUCAUUCAUAGAUCAUUAACUAAAAACUGUGAAUUUCGAAAUCAUAUGCCAACUUCAUUAUUAAAUAAUUGGACAUUACAAGACUAUGCCUAUGUUUACAUUGGAAAUUUUGGACAUCAUCAAAGCAGAUUUAUAAUCAAGUAUACUGUAUUCAUCUGACAUGGAAAUUAAAACUAAUGAUAUAUUUGAGCCAGAUCCAGUUGACUUAAGUUCCAUUUAAGAGGAGAGCUUUCAGAAAGUAAAGAAUAAUGACAUUCCAUAAUUCGAUAAUUAAUUAUAAUAAGUUCCUGAAAUAAUUUUCCUUAAAGGAAGAGUUGAAUAACCAUUAAAUGAAUAGACUCCGAAAAACAUUAAAUAGAAAUAAUUAAUGUAACCUCAAUCCCAGAAAGCUACUUUUUAGGUGAUCGAAUAAAAGAGUUUAAAUGAUGAUCUGAAAAGCAUUGAAGAAGAAAUGAAAAUUAUGAAGGUGAAUAAAAGAUAUAGCUAGAAGCAAAUCGUUGUCAAUGAGAAAUAAAAUGAGGAACAUAAAAGUUCAGAAAAGUUAACCAAAAGAAAAAACAUCAUUGAUUAAAUCUAAGAAAAACGCAAAUAAGACAUCAAUGAAAUGGAUGCUGUCAAUUCUGUUAAUUCAAUAGCUUCUAAUUUGAUCAACUACAAGUAAGAUCUUGUGAAAAGUGUUUACAAAUCAAAUAAAAUUCCGUAUUCACUUAAGAUGAUCAUAAUUUUUGAUAUCUUGAUCAUCUCCUCAAUACUAAUCUUUAACAUAUUCCCAAUCAUUACAAUUCAUGAUAACAGUCUCCAUGCUAUCGAGCAAAUUGACGCUAUAAUGGCUCCAUAUUUGUAUAAUUCUUAUUAUUGUUAAUUGUAUGUACACAAUCUGAUUUUUGAAUUACAAAAACUCUCGAUUGUGAAUUACAGUCAAGAACUAAUAAGGGAUAUAGAAGCAAUCAAUAAAAAUAAUACACUUCUGUAAGAUCUAAACAAAUACUACCCUGUGUUUUUGGAUAUAGAGAAACUAGAUUACUUCCCUACAUUAAACAUUCAUUUCAUAAACACUGCAGAUUAAUUGAAUGUGUCAUUUACUUAUAUGUACAGUGUCCUAAUUGAGAAACUAUAAUAUUUCACCUAAAAAGGAUAGAACUUUUCUAAAUAUUAGAUGAAUGAAUCAGAGAUUAUUUCAUCCUUAUAUUUGUAUGCUAAUUUAUAGGAUAGUAUAACUCUCUAUUCAGAGUUGAUUGAAUUGAUUGUACUCACCUUUUUUGAAGACAUGGUUUAUGAUGAAAACAACUUCCUUAAAUAUCUAAUAGUUGCCCUGUUUGUAAUUAUCUUUUUAUUUUGGAUCUAGAUUAUAUAUUUUCAUUAAAUCUUCAAUUACUUUAAAAAGAUAAUAUACCUAAAUUGUAGACUGUUAGAAAAGGAUGUUCAUUUGAUAGUAUAGAGAUUGCAAUUAAUUCGAGAGAUUCUAAUCGAACAUACAGUUACAAACUGGAAAAAGGCUGACUAUGUUCAUUUGAUGUUUCAGCAGAUCAAGUCUGAUCAAAUACAAAUUCAAUCGAAAAUCAAUAAGCAUACUCUUCUCUGCUCCAGAAUUGCACAAAGUAGAUUUUCUCUAUUGGCCAUCCUUGCUAUGAUUAUAUCCGUUCAAUCGCUCAUUGUAGGUUUCUGUGUUGGUGGGUACUUCUUUAAUGAGAUUUAGCAAAUAGAAUUAACUCCCUAAUAUGAGUUGAUGUCCCAAUUCUUUCAAUUUUCAGUCACUAUGGACUCGAUGGUUACUCAGUCUAUUAGAGUGAAAGGUCAGAGACUCUAUAUGCAAAAUAAUAAGAUUAAUGAGUCCAUAACAGUCCAAAAAAAGUUAGUUGACUAAAAACUGUUAGUCAUGAGAACUACGAAUUUAACUUUUUAUUCAAAUUUAUAUGAAGAUUUUGUUAAAUCAGAAGAACUAAUCAUUAAAGGAUUGAUUAAUGAUGAUUCUGUGGAUCGAUAGAAUAAUUCUACGUUGUAUCAACUCUUCUUUAAUGAUCUAUGUCCCAUCGUAUGUCCCAAUUCUACUGAUGAAAAAGAUUAGAAUAAAUAUUAUGUGAGUGAAGGCAUAUCCGGGAUAUAUUCAAGUCUUAGUAAAUAUAUUAAGAGUUCUUUUAAUUAUGAACUCGAAAAUCUGAAAUAGGAUCCAGAUGUCAAGGCUCAAAUAAGUGUGGUAAAUUCCCAUGAAUUUAUUGUGUUAUUUUCAAGACAUUUUAUAAAUACUAAAAAAGCUUUUCUAAAAUUUUAAGAAGAAAUACUUAAUAAAACCUACAAAGUUAUUGAAAAGAAUGAUAAGGAAAUCUAAGCGUAUUUUUCAUGUGUGUUACUUAUUGAAAUCAUAAUAGCAGGAUGUACAUUUGUAUAUUGUAUUAAAUUGAAACAAUACCAAAUAUAACUAAUGAGAUUGUCCUUAAGCAGUAUUCCAAUAGAUUUAUUAGAUCAACAAUCAAUAAGUAUUCUUAAAACAUUAUGA
Molecule: messenger RNA, 4839 nt
Organism: Paramecium tetraurelia
Lineage: Eukaryota; Ciliophora; Oligohymenophorea; Peniculida; Parameciidae
Exons: 1
Source: RefSeq, a predicted model, not a curated record